This is a messenger RNA of Trichogramma pretiosum, 2027 nucleotides long. RefSeq lists its product as uncharacterized. The transcript is spliced from 9 exons. Bases 1 to 1806 code for a protein of 601 amino acids. Gene Ontology annotation, cellular component: HAUS complex; mitotic spindle; centrosome. NCBI's taxonomy places the organism in Eukaryota, Metazoa, Arthropoda, Insecta, Hymenoptera, Trichogrammatidae. Gene Ontology annotation, biological process: centrosome cycle; spindle assembly. The record is from RefSeq and is a predicted model, not a curated record.
AUGAAUAGUUUAUGUGGUCAAAAAUUGCAUAAAAAACUGAAGGAACUCGUGCCAAGUUUGCCAAGCAGUAUAACGCCGAAUGUUUUGGAUAAACUAAUUGAAGAUGAUGCAGUACUACCGUUUCUGCAUUGGUUCUAUUCAAACAUAAGCAUUGACAACGUCUUGUCGGAUGGAUGUGUAAAAUUAAAAGAACAUAUAAAGAAAAAUGAUACUUGGCUGGAAGGUGCUGAGCUGGACUUGGCCCUCAAAGAGGCUACAAAAGAUUGCCCAGAUUUACUGAAAUUAGUUGAAUCUGAGUACUGGAAUAGCAAUCAAUCUGAAUUGGAUUACAAUGUUGAAAAGGAAUUAUAUGAGCCUGAUGUAGAAUAUUUGCAAACCAUUGAAGAAAGUAUAAUAAAUCUCAAAGAGACUGAAGAACAACUAGAUGCUGAAAUUGAUAAAAAAGAUGAAGCAUGCAAAAAAGAAGAAAUAAAAGUAAAACUAGCUUAUGAAAGCUGUCUCACAGUAAUUGAAGAUUUUAAUUCAUGUCAUCAACAACUUUCCAAAACAGUAGACUUGUUAGCCACUACUUAUAUAGAUGCUGUCCAGAAAAAAGGUGAAAAUUGCAUGUGGACUCAUAUGCCAAUUGAACUUUAUAUUAAACAACUGGAGACUUAUAAUGAAUAUCUCAAUUCUUAUGCAAAAAGACAAUUUUCUAUUCCAUCUCAAAAAGACAGUGAAAGCAUUUCAAGUUCGGAUCAGCAUAGUAGUAUUUCAAAUGAAAGUGGAGAAAAUGAAAAAUUAAGAGAACUUAUUUCAUGUCAAAAUAACAUAUUCCUUUCAAAAAUGAAUGAAAUUUUGGCUAAAGUAGAAGAAGAAUCUAGUAAAAGCUUAGCUAAAUAUACUAUGGAUAUUUAUAAUAACAUGAAUUUGAAAAUACCUAACACACCAGUCAUGGCAAGGGCAGAAAUAGCUGAGUUAACGAAAAGUCGAGAUUUUUUGGAAGAAAACGUAAAUCUUUUGCAAGAGCGUCAGUUGGUUGAUUAUGCUCAUCAAUAUGCAAAAUCCAAGGUAGUAAAAGUGCUUACAGAUGAAGCAGAAUGUAGAUUGCAGAGGCGGAGAAAUAAGGUGUCAAAAUUAGAACGCUUGAGUACCCUUGCCAAAGAUAAUGGCCAUGCAUUUUCUACACUACUAUGUAUGUUAUUUGAAUUACAAAUUCACAGGAUAAAUGAAAUAGUACAGUUUGUAUUGGAUGCAAGGCAUUAUUUGUCCAUGGAAUAUACUUUAUCAUCAUUAAGAAAUGAAAGUAUGCAAAAAAUGCAAAGUGAAUACAGUUCAUUAAUAUGUUCAUCUAAGAAUCAAAAUGCGUUUUGUAAAUCACUUAUAGAAAUGUCAUCUAUUGAUGAAUUAAAAGAAGACUUUUAUUCAGCAGAAAAAUAUUAUGAUGACUUAAAAUGUGAUAACUCAGAAAAAUUAAAAAUUCUAUUAGAUGUAAAACUAACAGAAAUGAUUGAAAGCUCAAAAGAAUUAGAAGAGAAUACUAUGAAGCUUUUUGAAAGAGAAAUAACCAGUGGUCCAACGCCUAAUUUUGUAGCUGUACCGUGUAAUGUUCAAAAUGAAAUAGAUAAGGCUGUCAAACAAAUAGAGCAGCUGGAAAGCAAUGUAGAAUUGAUAAGAAAUAAAUUGAAAAAUAUGAUAAAGGAAACGAGUUCGCCCAACUUUGACAGAGAAAAGCUUCUGCUAUGGCAAAAAUUCCUAGCUGAUCCUGAUUCUUUAAAAGACAGGUGCAAAGAGCUGGAGGAUUUGAGAGAUCAUUCAGCAUUUUGAAAAGUUUAUCUAACGUAUAUAUUUAAAUUAACUCAAUAAACGCAUUAAUUUAAAAUUUAAAUAAUAAUGGAAGUAUCAAUUACUUCAAGUAAGAUGAUGCAUAAAUGUGCCUAGUUCUAAUUCAAGAUGUAUAUUUACUUUGCCAAUCUUAUAUAUUUUUUCAGAGCCAUAUAAACUUAUUGCAUUUAUAUACACUACCUGAAUCUCAAUUCAAAAUAAAA